This is a messenger RNA of Scatophagus argus, 3314 nucleotides long. RefSeq names its product guanine nucleotide binding protein (G protein), beta polypeptide 2 (gene gnb2). Gene Ontology annotation, cellular component: cytoplasm; heterotrimeric G-protein complex. Lineage: Eukaryota; Metazoa; Chordata; Actinopteri; Scatophagidae. Gene Ontology annotation, molecular function: protein binding; signaling receptor complex adaptor activity. The coding region runs from base 1265 to 2287 and encodes 340 amino acids. The transcript has 10 exons. The record is from RefSeq and is a predicted model, not a curated record. Gene Ontology annotation, biological process: G protein-coupled receptor signaling pathway.
CACUGUGACAGCCGCUGUAGGCCAGCCUAUUGAGCGGAAGAUGGCAGGGUGAUGAUGUGCAGCCAAUUCAUGGCAGCAUUUCGAUCUAGUGAAUCUAGCUACAUCCACCUGAAACAAGAUGCGGCCAAGGCCUCCAUCAGCCACUUUGUGCUGAUCAAUAGGUGAUGUAGCCUGCAUUCGUGAGGCCUGCCUUCCUAUCUGAAAACACGAGGUAGCUGUGAGUGCUGCAGACACUGAUAUAUAAUCCUUACGAAGUACAUCCUAGAUCUUUGAAUGUGGCUUGUGUCUCCUGCUUUUCUUCACUGCGGCUUUUGUUUGAGUGCGGAGCUCCAGGAGCCCCUCCGAGCCCAGGCCUGCAUGACUUGACCAGGGAGUGAACAGACCCUCACAGUUCCUCUGACAUGCACUGGGCUGUGCUGGCUCUGCACUCUCCUCCAGUUGCAGAUGUAGCCAUACCCGUGUUGGUGUACUCGCACAUCAGAUGUGCAUCCAAAGGGGUGGGUCCAGUCUCACUUGGCAUCAUGUUCUUUAUCAAUUUCUGUCAGCUUAUGUCAGGAAAUGUGCUCUCAAGGGGCAGUACACGCCCUCCAGUGUUCAGCCACCGAGAAAAUGCGUUAUUUUACUUCUAAAUAUGAAGGAGGUAGCCUCUUGUCUGUGACCAGGCCGUGCAUCGGUGCAGGUGGAGUCUGUAUGAUGACACUUUUCUCCUCCCUUUCCACUGGCAUGACUUCAUUUCUCCGGUUGAUGGUCACAGGCAACAAGAACAUACACCUUAGCAUGUGGCUGGACCCAUUCAGAACCGAUCUCUGAUGCAUUAUCCACCCCCUUCCCCAGGAUUCCUCCUCCUCAUUGGCUAAAUGAGCAGCUGUGCCAGGAGACUGAGACCCAUGAUGCACCCAUUUUGGCUUCCAUUAGUGCUGCGUGUGAUCCAUCUGGUCGCAGGUCCCUCCAGGGAACUGUGACCUACUGUAGCUAAACGCUCUUCCUGUGCAGCAUGCACUCUGUGCAUGUUUUCUCAGGAGCGUAUUUACUGUGGUUCUGAAUUGGCUCACAAAUGCAAAUAGAACCUCCCUGUUUGGGAGGCUGUUUGAAUAUGUUACUGUCUAUCAGGAACAGGAAAUGCAGCUUCCUGCUGAAAGUGUGAUGUGAAGCAGGCUAAUGCAUGUGUGUGUGUGUGUAUGACCUCAGUUGGCCUGUAGCUAAAUGAUCCGUCUUCUGCCAGUCUUGGACAUGUAUACCUGGUGACGGCUCGGACAAAUCCAGAAUGAGUGAGCUGGAGCAGCUUCGUCAGGAGGCAGAGCAGCUUAGGAACCAGAUAAGAGAUGCCAGGAAAGCAUGUGGGGACUCAACGCUGACACAGAUAACAGCUGGUCUGGAUCCUGUGGGGAGGAUUCAGAUGAGGACGAGACGCACCCUCCGGGGCCACCUCGCUAAGAUCUACGCCAUGCACUGGGGUUCAGACUCACGGCUUCUGGUUAGCGCCUCUCAGGAUGGAAAACUGAUCGUCUGGGACAGUUACACCACUAACAAGAUACAUGCCAUCCCUCUGCGCUCCUCCUGGGUGAUGACCUGUGCGUAUGCUCCCUCUGGGAAUUACGUCGCCUGCGGAGGCCUCGACAACAUCUGCUCCAUCUACUGCUUGAAGACUCGUGAGGGCAACGUGAGGGUCAGCAGGGAACUACCUGGCCAUACAGGUUACCUGUCAUGUUGCCGUUUCAUUGAUGACAAUCAAAUCAUCACGAGUUCAGGAGACACCACAUGUGCCCUGUGGGACAUCGAGACGAGCCAACAGACCACGGUUUUCUCUGGCCACACGGGGGACGUCAUGAGUCUGUCCCUGUCGCCCGACCUCCGCACCUUUGUGUCAGGAGCCUGCGAUGCCUCUGUCAAACUGUGGGACAUUAGGGACAGCAUGUGCCGGCAGACCUUCACAGGCCACGAGUCAGACAUCAACGCCAUCUGUUUCUUUCCCAAUGGCAGCGCGUUCGCCACAGGCUCUGACGACGCCACCUGCAGGCUGUUUGACCUGCGUGCAGACCAGGAGCUCAGCCUCUACUGCCAUGACAACAUCAUCUGUGGCAUCACUUCAGUGGCUUUCUCACGCUCGGGCCGUCUGCUGCUGGCUGGUUACGAUGACUUUAACUGCAACAUCUGGGACGCCAUGAAGGGAGACAGAGCAGGAGUCCUGGCCGGUCAUGACAAUCGUGUGAGCUGUCUGGGCGUGACGGAUGACGGCAUGGCGGUGUCCACCGGCUCCUGGGAUAGCUUCCUUAAGAUCUGGAACUGAACCAAGCACCUACCACACACACACACACACACACACACACUUGACAGACACCGCUCCCAUCUUGGGCCACAGUUUGCACCCUGUAUUCACUGUAUGUAAGAUUCAACAGACAAACUGCAACAUUGUGCUGUACAUAAUAUAUAUGACUUAUGUAUGAGUUUACACAAAUACAAACACACACUGUAUGCAGGACAAGACCUGAAUACAUACCCACACUACUUACAGAUGAUUUAAGUGCACUGCAGCAACACACACACGCACACACACACACACACACACGAUCUGUAAAAUGUAAAAAUGUGACCAAAUACAGUUAGAUCUUGAGUUGCUCAAAUAAAACACAAAUACCACUAUUACCUGAAGGCUUUUAACACGUCUAACACACACACACACACACACACACACACACACUCACACACUGCUCCUCAAGUUAAACAGGGGAGAAGGUGUUAUUGGACAAUUCUGUCUUUGUUUACAAUGAAGUCCAAAAUGCACUUCAGACAAAUUUUUCUGUACUAUUUUUGUCUUGGUACCACACGUAUCUCAGCGAUGCUAAUGUGAAGGAAGAGUGGCUGUAGAAGAGUCACGUGACACCAUUAAUACAGAGAAACAUUUAACCACUGACAGACAGGACGGGCCGAUGAUCGACAAAAUCCAAGGAAAAUAUCAGCUCAUAUUUCCAUCAGGCUCAAAACAUCAUGCAGUCACUGUUUUUAUAGACAAGUACCCCACAUACAGUACAGUUCAUCAGCUAACUUUUGGUUUUAUUCAGUUUUUUUUUUUUACACUUAUUUUAUUCAUGUUCUCCCUGUGUGCCUCAGAUACACUUUAAGGAUUAUUAAUAGAGAAUAUUGAUAAAUUAACAAAGAAUAAAAGAGAUUCAGAAGGUGGUUAAAAUACAAAAGCAUUAUAAGACACAUCCUAAUAAAGCAGGAGCCAGUAUUCAUACUUUGACCCUGUCAAUGUAUUAUCUGGACAUUACGAUGGUAUAAUUGUACAUAUUAAUAAAUAAUAGCCUCUCCUGCCA